AUGGCAUCUAAACCGUCACAGUCAGCGUCACCGUCACCGUCAGCGUUUCUCAAGCCAAAGGCAUGGUACCGCCACGUCACGCUGGACGUUCUGCUCCUGAUCCUAGCGAACUCAGUCUUCCACCCGUGGAUCAGUCUUGUCUUCUACCUCUGCCUGGCGUCGAUCCACAAGCACCGCGAACCGCUCGCCCACUACACGCUGUACUACACGGCGGCGCUGGCGGUGGUGGAGAUCCUGGGCUGGAUCAACCACCGCAUCAGCUACGGCCGCCACCGCCGGGUGGAGUGGGAGAGCGAGGUGGCCAUCAUCACGGGCGGCGGCUCCGGCCUGGGCAGGGUGCUGGCGCAGCUGUUGUUGAGGAAAGGGGCCAAGGUGGCCGUGCUGGAUGUCAAGGGGCCCGAUCCCGAGGCUGAAGACGAGAUGGAACGCUGGGAUCUGCUCUGGGAGACGGUCGACCUGCGUCGUCGGGACCAUGUCGCCCUAGCCCUAGACAGGAUCGUCGAUCAGCUCGGGUCUCCUACGAUUCUGGUCAAUAAUGCCGCCACCGCCAUUGCUGGCCUCCCUCUGUUGCCGUUGUCUGGAAAGCUACCGUCUCUUUCCCCAGAGCAGGUCAGCAACACGCUGACGGUCAAUGCCGUGUCGCCCGUCAACACUCUCUCAUUGCUGCUUCCUCGCCUCACUGCCUCUCCCAAGGGCGCGCAUAUUGUCACCAUCUCGUCCAUCCUCUCUCAUCUCGCGCCCGCCCGCUUGGCAGAUUAUACCAUGUCGAAAGCCGCCGCCUCGUCUCUCCACCAGACGCUCUGCCAUGAACUUCGCAAUCACCCGGACCCUUCUGUCUUUGCCAGAGUAAAGACUCUCCUCGUCGAGACUGGGCAGCUCGACACCCAGCUGUUCGCUAACAAGACGUCCCUCCCAUUCUAUGCGAAUUUCUUCGCUCCGGUGCUAGAGGCAAAGGACGUGGCCAAAGAGAUUGUGCGCACCAUAGAGAGAGGAGAUGGCGGUGUAAUAAGGUCGCCGUUUUAUGCAAAGUGUGUGCCUUUCUAUAGCGUCUUACCAGGCACUCUGCAACUGUUGUUACGCCGGUUCAGUGGGAUCGACACGGCGAUUGGUGAGAGAUCUGACAGGUUCUGA
This is a messenger RNA of Capronia epimyces CBS 606.96, 1131 nucleotides long. RefSeq lists its product as uncharacterized. Gene Ontology annotation, molecular function: oxidoreductase activity, acting on the CH-OH group of donors, NAD or NADP as acceptor. Bases 1 to 1131 code for a protein of 376 amino acids. The record is from RefSeq and is a predicted model, not a curated record. NCBI's taxonomy places the organism in Eukaryota, Fungi, Ascomycota, Eurotiomycetes, Chaetothyriales, Herpotrichiellaceae. The transcript has 2 exons.